CUAAGCUACGUUGCGGACAGACGGCUUCGGACAACAUGAAUCUGCAAUCUCUGUUUCAGGAUUUUAAUCCCAGUAAAUUUGUAGUCCAUUGUUGUUUGUUCACCUUCACCAUUUUAUUCUGUCUUCGAUUGGACGGAUUUAUCGAUUGGCCUUACUGGGUCGUGUUUGUGCCAUUAUGGGUGUGGAAAUCGAUUGCAACCCUCGGCGCUAUAGUGGGAGCCGUUGUUUGGUGCCGCCAUCCACACUACAGAGUCGAAGGUGAUUCGUAUUCACACUUCAAAGCAAUGCUAAUAUCGUUGUCUUUGCAUUUGAUACUGUUGAUGUUUGAGCUGCUUGCCUGCGAUCGUCUCACCUCCGGAAGACACCUUUGGGUGUUGGUAUUCAUCCCACUGAUAUUCGGUAGCGCGGCCAGCGUUGGCGCUUGUGUGUGGGCCGUUAAACACGAUCGAUCGUUCGAGCUGGAGCUGUUUUGUGCCGUCAAUGCCCUGCAGUUCGUAUUUCUGCCUCUCAAACUGGAUGGACUCGUAUCGUGGAGCUGGGAAGUGGUGUUCGUGCCACUGUGGAUAGUGCUCUGCCUCAGUCUGGUAGCUGUUCUGUACAGCAUUAUAUUUAGCGUCAUCCUACUACGCACGCCAGAAGUUUCAGUACAGCAGAAGAAAUCGGCAUUCUAUUCUGCCAUCGGUAACUGUGCCACCGUGAUUCCAGUGCUAGUGUUUCAGGUGCUCCUUGCUGACAAGCUCGAUGAGGACCUAAACUGGCCCUACAUAGCUGUGGCUGGUCCGCUCUUAGUUGCUUUAUUUACGUUGAUUUUACUCAGCUUCAACGCCAAAGGAGGGAACAAAUGGUGGUUCGGUAUACGGAAAAACUUCAGCCAGUUCCUGCUAGGUGUGCUUCCAUGUCUGCAAGAGUACGGAAACAUAUCAUAUCAUGCGGACAGUGGUCAGACUGUGCCACUGGAUAGCGCCAACGUACAGAUGGAUGAUUUUGAGAAGUACGACAAAAAGAGUAAAAAGGCGCUAACGAAAAAGAACGAUCACCUAAAACCAGUCGUACCGAUCGUCAGCAUAGAGCUACCAGAUUGAAAAUUU
Messenger RNA from Anopheles maculipalpis, 1088 nucleotides. RefSeq names its product transmembrane protein 185B. NCBI's taxonomy places the organism in Eukaryota, Metazoa, Arthropoda, Insecta, Diptera, Culicidae. The record is from RefSeq and is a predicted model, not a curated record. The transcript has 5 exons. Bases 36 to 1082 code for a protein of 348 amino acids.